GACAUGGGACAGGGAAAUGAGUCUACUAUCUCUGUAUUCCUCCUUCGGGGGAUUUCCCUUCAGCCAGAGCACCAGCAGAUUCUUUUUGGAGUCUUUCUAUUCAUGUAUCUGGUGACCAUUAUUGGAAACCUGCUCAUAUUCCUGGCCAUUAUCUCUGAGGCUCGUCUCCACACCCCCAUGUACUUUUCCCUAGCCUGCCUCUCUUUAGCUGAUAUUGGCUUAUCUUCUACCACUGUCCUGAAGAUGCUAGUGAAUAUGUAUACCCAAUGUCACACUAUUUCCUACAUAGGGUGCCUAACACAGCUAUAUUUUUUCCUGACUUUUGGUGAUCUAGACAGCUUUUUGCUGGCUGUGAUGGCAUAUGACCGGUAUGUAGCCAUCUGUCGCCCUCUCCACUAUACCACAGCCAUGAGCCCCAGGCUCUGUGUCCUUCUUGUGGGUGUGUCUUGGAUUCUCACUAAUCUUGUUGCCCUGACUCAUACACUUCUUAUGGCCCAUCUCUCUUUCUGUGUGAUAGGGGAAGUGUCUCAAUUUUUCUGUGAUAUUGGCCCCCUCCUGAAACUAUCCUGUUCUGACACUCAUAUAAAUGAAUUGAUGGUUUUUGCUGUUGGUGGCCCAGUUAUGACAAUCCCUUUCUUAUGUAUUGUGGCAUCCUACAUCCACAUUGUCUCAGCCAUUUUCAGGAUCCCCUCAGGGAGUGGGGGAAGACACAAAGCCUUCUCUACUUGUGGUUCCCACCUCUCUGUAGUUUGUGUAUUUUAUAGAACUGUUUUGAGCGCUUAUUUCUGUCCCACAUCAGUAUACUCAACUGAGGAGACAGCAUCAUCUGUGGUCUACACAGUAGUCACUCCAAUGUUGAACCCUUUCCUGUAUAGCCUGAGGAAUCGGGAUAUGAAGGCUGCUCUCAUAAGUCUUCUAAGAGAUAGGCUACUUGUUUCCCAGGCUCAAUAA
Messenger RNA from Sarcophilus harrisii (Tasmanian devil), 951 nucleotides. Its product is annotated as olfactory receptor 1N1-like. Gene Ontology annotation, biological process: G protein-coupled receptor signaling pathway. Gene Ontology annotation, cellular component: membrane. Gene Ontology annotation, molecular function: olfactory receptor activity; G protein-coupled receptor activity. The record is from RefSeq and is a predicted model, not a curated record. The transcript has a single exon. Lineage: Eukaryota; Metazoa; Chordata; Mammalia; Dasyuromorphia; Dasyuridae. The coding region runs from base 4 to 951 and encodes 315 amino acids.